AUGCUGGCGGCGUCCAGGGUCUGGUCGAGGUCCGGGUCCCCGUCCUCGCCGGUACCCCUGCACGCCUUGACUUCCGCAGCGGCGGCGGCGAGCUCCCUUCUGCAGAGGUCCGGGAUGCAGGUCUCUCAGAAAUCGCAGCCGCCUCCCGGUGUAGCUGACACGGGGGAUCGCGCGGCCGAUGCGCCGCCUCAAACGUGCUCUUCUUCAGGCGAUUUUCGGGAAGAGCAUGCCAGCAGCAGACGAACAAAUCAAAGACAUCCAGCGCCUAAUCGAGGCAAGUCGAUCGGAGGGAACCACCAUGUUCUGUAUGGAAGUUAUCUUUCAAAUAACCAACAGAGAUGCAGAUAUUUCUCGUCUUCUUCUGACCAGGAGAGGACAGGGAUUGUAAAAAGGAUGAUGCAUGAUCUGCCAAGGUUUGUGAAAAUUGUAGAAGUUGGGCCGCGUGAUGGACUGCAAAACGAAAAAAAUACAGUGCCAACACCUGUAAAGAUUGAGCUCAUAAAGAGACUGGCAACCUCUGGAUUAUCCGUUGUUGAGGCAACGAGUUUUGUCUCCCCGAAAUGGGUGCCACAGCUAGCUGAUGCAAAGGAUGUUAUGGAAGUGGUCCGGAAUAUUACGGGUGUAAACUUUCCUGUAUUGACUCCAAACCUUAAGGGAUUUCAAGCAGCAGCCGCCGCAGGUGCAAAAGAAGUUGCAAUAUUUGCAUCAGCUUCUGAAGCAUUUUCGAAGUCAAAUAUAAAUUGUUCAAUUAAAGAGAGCCUUGCCCGUUAUAAUGAUGUUGCUCUUGCAGCAAAAAAGCAAGAAAUUCCUGUGCGAGGGUAUGUUUCUUGCGUGGUUGGAUGCCCAGUAGAAGGAUCAGUACCUCCUUCAGAUGUAGCUUAUGUUGCCAAAGAGCUUUAUGACAUGGGCUGCUACGAGGUUUCACUUGGUGAUACAAUUGGAGUUGGUACCCCAGGCACGGUUGUUCCAAUGCUUGAGGCAGUUAUGUCGGUCGUUCCCGUGGAAAAGCUUGCGGUCCAUUUCCAUGACACCUAUGGCCAGUCUCUUUCGAACAUCCUUGUCUCUCUCCAGAUGGGCGUCAGUGUCGUGGACUCCUCCGUCGCUGGCCUCGGUGGCUGCCCCUAUGCGAAGGGUGCAUCAGGGAAUGUUGCCACCGAGGACGUCGUAUACAUGCUAAACGGGUUGGGGAUCAAGACAGGCGUCAAUCUGGGCAAGGUAAUGGCAGCCGGCGAGUUCAUCUGCAAGCAUCUGGGGCGCCAGUCUGGGUCCAAGGCAGCGACUGCCCUGAGCAAGGUUACAGCUAGCGCCUCAAAACUAUGACUAUGAGGCUGCUCUUACUGUCGUUACUCUGUAACAUCUUCAUCCGAUGCCUGUGAAUUCUAAACCCUUUCUUGCAAUGUAUGUUCGUAACCA
Messenger RNA from Lolium rigidum, 1413 nucleotides. RefSeq names its product hydroxymethylglutaryl-CoA lyase, mitochondrial-like. Gene Ontology annotation, biological process: L-leucine catabolic process; ketone body biosynthetic process. Bases 1 to 1320 code for a protein of 439 amino acids. The record is from RefSeq and is a predicted model, not a curated record. Gene Ontology annotation, molecular function: hydroxymethylglutaryl-CoA lyase activity. The transcript is spliced from 8 exons. Lineage: Eukaryota; Viridiplantae; Streptophyta; Magnoliopsida; Poales; Poaceae.